This is a messenger RNA of Scheffersomyces coipomensis, 738 nucleotides long. It is a transcript of the gene HEM4, whose product is annotated as uroporphyrinogen-III synthase. Gene Ontology annotation, biological process: uroporphyrinogen III biosynthetic process. The record is from RefSeq and is a predicted model, not a curated record. Bases 1 to 738 code for a protein of 245 amino acids. Gene Ontology annotation, molecular function: uroporphyrinogen-III synthase activity. The transcript has 2 exons. NCBI's taxonomy places the organism in Eukaryota, Fungi, Ascomycota, Pichiomycetes, Serinales, Debaryomycetaceae. Gene Ontology annotation, cellular component: cytosol.
AUGGCUCGUAGGACGGUGCUAUUGCUUAAGAAUAAGACAACACCGAGUGACAACUAUGAACUUGAAUUGAACCAAUCUACAGACUAUACACCAGUAUUCAUCCCAUUAUUAAGUCAUGAAGGUAUAAACACUGCUUCCACCAUAUCAUAUCUCCAAUCAGAUACAUAUCUUAACCCGUCUACCAUAUUCAUCAUAGCGUCUCAGAGAGGGGUGGAGAUCUUAGCAGAAUGUCUUGAUAGUGUGGUUGAUGACAGUGUCAAGAAGAGGAUCUUGGAUAAAGUCGGAUACGCUGUGGGUCCUGCUACUGCUUCUCAAUUAUUAAAAUUAGGAUUUGUCAAUAUUAAAGGUGGUGAUAAUGCUGGUAAUGGUGAUAAAUUAGCCGAUUUGAUUAUUAAUGAUUUGAAACAAGACAACGAGAAUGAUCGUUUAUGUGUAUUUUUCACCGGUGAAGUUCAUAGAGAUAUCAUACCGAGAAAGUUAACUUCAGCUGGUCUUAAAGUUGAUAAGAGAGUGAUUUACACUACGGCUGUUAGAAAGGAUAUUGUAACUACAUUUGAUCAAUUCAUAACUACGAAUCAAGUUAAUGAUGAUUGGAUUAUUUUCUUUAGUCCUCAAGGUACAGAAUAUAUCAUUGAUUAUGUUAAACUUCAUCAAACUCAAUUUAAAAUCGGGGUGGCUCCUAAACCAGAUGCGAUAUCAUUAUAUAAUUCUAUUCUUAAAUAUGAUAAUAAUUUAUAG